Messenger RNA from Uloborus diversus, 2340 nucleotides. Its product is annotated as zinc finger protein 664-like. Lineage: Eukaryota; Metazoa; Arthropoda; Arachnida; Araneae; Uloboridae. Gene Ontology annotation, biological process: regulation of transcription by RNA polymerase II. The record is from RefSeq and is a predicted model, not a curated record. The coding region runs from base 225 to 1601 and encodes 458 amino acids. Gene Ontology annotation, molecular function: RNA polymerase II cis-regulatory region sequence-specific DNA binding; DNA-binding transcription factor activity. The transcript has a single exon.
AAAUAUGAACCAUAAAAUCAUCUGAUGUACAAUUCUGGAUUAAGACUGACACAAAACAGCAAAUCUAGUAAAUGCGCAUAGAAAAGAAAAAGGCUAAAUUUUUCGUAACACGUGUAUAACUUUUCGAAUGCAUUGGGUAUUGACAACUCUCUCUUCGGCGAUAUGGAACCAUUUAUAACCCAACAGUAAUUUGUAUUUUGAAGUUUUUUUCGUUUUCAGAAAACAUGGAAACCCAAAUGACAAUUCAUAUUUGUGGACAGCCUUCUGAAAGUUGCUCAAAUACACUUUCUGAAUUAGCAGAUCUGAGCGAAAAUAAGAGAAUUCCAGCUGACGAAGAUCCUAGUUCUUCUGAAAAUUGCUCAAAUGCACUUUCUGAAUUAACAGAUCUGAGCGAACAUAAGGGAAUUCGAGCUGGCGUAGAUCCUAAUUCUUCUGAAAAUUACUCAAAUACACUUUCGGAAUUAGAAGAUCUAAGCGAACAUGAGAGAAUUCCAGCUGACGAAGAUCCUAGUUCUUCUGAAAAUUGCUCAAAUACACUUUCUGAAUUAUCAGGUCUGAGCGAACAUAAAGGAAUUCCAGCUGGCGUAGAUCCUAAUUCUUCUGAAAAUUACUCAAAUACACUUACGGAAUUAGAAGAUCUAAGCGUACAUGAGAGAAUUCCAGAUGGCGAAAAACCUUCUUCUGAAAGCGGCUCAAAUGCACUUUUUAAAUCACCAGCCCGAAGCGAACAUAAGAAAAUCCAAUCUGGUGAAAAACCUUUCACUUGCGAAAUUUGUUCGAAGUCGUUUUCUCGAAAGGGAAAUCUAAAAGUGCACAGGAGAAUCCACACCAGUGAAAGACCUUAUUCUUGCAAUGACUGUUCAAAAGCCUUUUCUCAGUUAGGCCAACUGAAAUCACACUCGAGAGUCCAUACAGGAGAAAGGCCUUAUUGUUGCGAUUUUUGUUUCAAAGCCUUUUCUCAGUUCGCAUCGCUGAAAAUUCACAUAAGAAUCCAUACAGGAGAAAAGCCUUAUUCUUGCGAAUAUUGUUCAAAUUCGUUUACUACUUUGGGACACCUGAGAGAGCAUAAAAAACGCCAUACUGGUGCUCAACCUCAUACUUGUAAAAUAUGCUCGAGGAAGUUUGCUCACUCUGGAAGUCUAAAAACUCACUUGAGUGUCCAUAGCAAUGAAAAACCAUUCUCUUGCGAACUUUGUUCGAAAUCGUGUGCUCAUUUGAGAGAUUUGAAAACACAUAUGAGGAUCCAUAACGGCAAGAAAACCUUUAUCUGUGAGUACUGUCCAGCAGCGUAUUAUACUUCUUCAUCGCUAAAGGAACAUAUUAGAUCCCAUACUGGGGAGAAACCGUACCCUUGCGAGUUGUGUCCAAAGAGAUUUUCUCGUAUUCAGCAGCUGAAGAGGCACAAUGUAAUACACACCGGUGAAAAACCGUUUUCCUGCGAGUUGUGUAACAAAGCCUUCUCUUCGUCUACUGGCAAGAGAUUACACAUGAGAACCCAUACGAAGGAGAGACCGUACGCUUGUGAGCUGUGUCCUAGAAAAUUUUCUCAGUCUGGACAGCUGAAAACGCAUUUGAAAACUCACACUCGUGAAUCACCAUAAUUCGUGUGUUCAGAGGUAUUUCCUGAUGCUUUUGCUCAUGCGAGACAUAUGAGAAUGAAUGCUGACAAAACCCAAACUAUUGUGAACAGUAUUAAGCAAUCAGUCGCCUCCUGUAAGCUAGAGCAGAACUAUAUGUAAUAUACCGACAGUCCGGUUGUCCCAAUCAGAGACAGCAUUUGGCACUCUCAGCUUCAAUGGGAUGACAUACUGUUUGACCACGGAUUGUAUGGGAAGACAAACAUCCGUUUUACAGCCGGAAAUGAACAAAUCUAUUAUUUUUAGCGAUGUCAGCUUUUGCAGACUCAGAGUCUCAUUCAAAUAAGCGGAAUACAUGCAUCAAAUUUUUACUUUUCUCCCUCAUUCAUAUAGAUUCGUCUCAUCUGGACGUUUGAAAAUUCCAUACAAUCCGUGGUUGGACAGUAUCUGCCUCUAACUCGGUUAUUCCCUAUUCGAGACGGAAAACCCAAAACAAGGAUGAAACUGCAGUUUCUGGAUGGAAUAGCCGGGCUGUCGGUAUAUUGCAUGCAUUGUGAACAAUAUUCCACUGUUUAUGUGAGACCUAUGAGAAUGGAUACUGACCAUUGUUGAUCAUUACUGUUGUGAACAUUAUUCCAAAGCAUCGUCUCACAGCACUUAAAACAUCGAUUUCUCAUGAACACUCUCUUGUUGAUAUUUAGCAAAGGUUCUUCUGGUACUAAUACGGUUUUGCAAUUUGAAAGUUUGACAAGAUAAACGAGAA